This is a messenger RNA of Auxenochlorella protothecoides, 1578 nucleotides long. Its product is annotated as Amidophosphoribosyltransferase. The record is from RefSeq and is a predicted model, not a curated record. The transcript has 4 exons. Gene Ontology annotation, molecular function: amidophosphoribosyltransferase activity. Gene Ontology annotation, biological process: purine nucleotide biosynthetic process; purine nucleobase biosynthetic process. NCBI's taxonomy places the organism in Eukaryota, Viridiplantae, Chlorophyta, Trebouxiophyceae, Chlorellales, Chlorellaceae. The coding region runs from base 1 to 1578 and encodes 525 amino acids. Gene Ontology annotation, cellular component: cytoplasm.
AUGCGCAGGGACGUGACGCGUGCCUGCGGCAUCAUCGGCGUGUCGACGCAAGAAAGCGACGCCAACCUGGAGAUCUAUGAGGGCUUGCUCAUGCUGCAGCACCGUGGCCAGGACUCAGCCGGCAUCGUGACCACGGACCGCACCCGCUUUCACGAGCACAAGGGCAACGGCCUGGUCAAGGACGUGUUUGACAGCCAGGACGUCCUGGGGAAGCUGACAGGCAGCACCGGGCUGGGGCAUGUGCGGUACCCCACGGCCGGCUCGUCCUCGGUGCAGGAGGCGCAGCCCUUCUUCGUCAACUCCCCGCUGGGCAUCUACCUGAUCCACAACGGCAACCUGACCAACACGGACGCGCUGCGCACGCUGCUGAACAGCAGCACCUCCUUCUUCAACCGCUGCAUGCGCACCAGCUCCGACUCGGAGGUCCUGCUCAACGUGCUGGCGGACGAGAUCCACCGCGCCCACCAGCGCUGCCUGCUGGAGGACGCCUGCGACCCCAACCGCAAGAAGCUGGACCUGGUGGCCGAGGCCGUGGCGGCCACCAUGAAGCUGAUCCAGGGCGCCUACUCCUGCAUCGCCCUCAUCAACGGCGUCGGCCUGCUGGCCUUCCGGGACCCCCACGGCAUCCGGCCGCUGGUGCUGGGGAGGCGCGUGGGGCGGCGCGGCGAGGAGUGGUGCGUGGCGUCCGAGGACUGCGCCUUUGGCCCCAUCGGCUACGAGCGCGUGCGCGACGUCGCGCCCGGGGAGAUGAUCCUGAUCGACGACGGCGGGAACCUGGUCUCCCGCCAGUGCACGCCGCUGGUGCCCGCGACGCCCUGCAUCUUCGAGUACAUCUACCUAGCGCGCCCCGACAGCGUGCUGAACGGCAUCUCGGUCUACAACUUCCAGCUGGGCCUGGGCACGCGCCUUGCGGCCAGCAUCCGCGCGCGCGGCUGGGACAUUGACCUGGUGUGCCCCGUGCCCGACGGCUCCCGCCCCGCGGCCAUCCAGAUCAGCGCGGAGCUGGGGCUGCCCUACCGCGAGGGCCUGGUGAAGAACCGGUACGUGGGCCGCACCUUCAUCAUGCCCAGCCAGCGCCUGCGGGAGGUGUCGGUGCGGCGCAAGCUGAACGCCAUGCCCGCGGUGUUCCAGGGCAAGUCGGUGCUGCUGGUGGACGACUCCAUCGUGCGCGGGACCACGAUGCGGCAGAUCGUGGACAUGGUGCGGCGCGCGGGCGCGGCGCGCGUGUACCUGGCCAGCGCCAGCCCGCCGGUGCGCUACCCCAACGUGUACGGGGUGGACAUGCCCAACCGCGGCGAGUUCGUGGCGCACACGCUGAGCGAGGAGCAGGUGUGCGGCGUGCUGGCCGCAGACGGGCUGGUGUACCAGAGCGUGGAGGACCUGGUGGGGGUGGGGCGCGAGCUCAACCCCGCCAUCCAGGCCUUCGACGACUCGUGCUUCACGGGGCGCUACGUCACGGGGGACAUCAACGAGACCUACAUGCGCAACCUGGAGGAGGCGGGGCGGGGGAAGGACCGCGGCUUCAAGCGGGCGGGGAGGGCGGGGGCGGGGGACGCGCCCGCCACCAUCAUGGCGUGA